GUGAUAUGCCUUUCCUUAUGUGGUAUUUUUGUUGAGUCCUAAACAACAUGGCUGAGUGUGACGAUCUCCCACUUGUCAUUCCGGUCCAAUCUUUGAGUGACCACUUUAUCUGUGCAGUGUGUAUGUCACAGAUGAAGGACAGCCACUUGACCCCCUGCGGACACCGUUAUUGUGGGGAUUGUAUCAAAGAAUGUGUGAACAGGCGGCACAAGUGUCCAUGUUGCAACAACAGGAUCCGAGUAAAUGAUUUGAUAAGAGAUCAUCAGUAUGAUGAACUUGUUUGUUUGUUUAACAGUGAAAGGGAAAAAGCAGAGAAAAAGUAUUUUGAUAUCCUUAUCAAUAAAGCUGCUGAAACUAACCAAGAAGAAAGCCCAUCUAGUUUUUCACCAGUUGAAAAUGUUCUGAAAAGCCAUGUAAAGAAGAGUUUGGUGGCACAUGAAAGAUAUUAUCAGGAAUUAAAACGUGAGCAUAAGCAGAAGCUGGCCCAGCUGGAUGCUGACCACCAAAGAUUGAUAGAAGAAGCUAAAAUGCAGGGGCUAACAGAUGAUGAACUGGAACACCAAAUAGCAGAUUUGAGUCAGAACUACCAGAGGCAUCAGGAAGAAUUAGACCAAGAAUUGUCUGAGUGCUCACAGAUGGUGGCUACAGCUUAUGAUAGGUAUCUUACAGAGCACAUCCCAGACCUGACUGUUCUACCAAUAAAGAUCUCUCUAUGUAUUUUGUGCAAAAAUGUCACUGUGAAAGAUGUCAUGCUAAAACCAAGUGACAGUUUGAAAGAGGUUACUGACUAUCUUAAAUCACACAUGGAAGCUGAGGGUGAUGACAUCAUCGCUUUUGGUGAAAACGUAAAAUAUUUUUGCUUUGGGCCAUUUUCAAAAUACAGCAUAGAUGAGAUGACACAGAAGGUUCAGAGCAUAGAAGCAGGUGGCAUCUCUCUACCAGAUGUGACAUUACUAGAAGAUGACACCCGCCUGAUACUUCGUUAUGGUUUGAAACCAAAAAGCACAAUAGUGGUGUAUGGUAGUGUCCAUUGUAAAAGUGAUCUACCAAAACAGUGCUUUUCAGUAAAUUUUGAGGCCAACAAGGUCUACAAAGUGGACUAUUUCUCUUGCAAAGAAUGUGGUAUCAAUUGGGUUUGUCGGCCAUGCAUGGAGGUUUGUCAUAAAGAUCAUGAGCUUGUGCCAUAUAUAAUGAACCAUCAACCCACAUGGGCAUGCUGUUACUGUCCAAAAAAGAAGAAGUGUCAAUUACAAGGCAAGCCAACCCAAACAUCUCAGUGGCACAAACAAUGGUCUGUGAAAUAAGUAACAACAAACAACUUGAAAGCUUUGACUUAGGACUGGAAGACUUUUUAAGAGGGCAAAAUAGAAUUUACAUGGAUUAUAUUUCAUAACUCUUUUUGUGAAACAUUCCUUUCAGCAAUGUAAACUUUUCACUUUUUCCAGAUUGUUUGAUCAGAAUUGCUUUGUGCUUACAUUUUUGUAGAUGAAAGGAUCAAGCUUUUCUCUACAAAACAUCAAACUUGUUCAGAAUCAUUGUGAUAAUGACCAAUUAAGGUUAAAUGACAAUACCAAGCUAUUUUAAAGAAAAGAUCUACCUUGUAUUUAUAACUUGAGAUGCUAAAACAUGUCAGAGAAUUAUUAUGGAAUUUUUAACUCAAGAAGUUCUUCUGAAGUAAUAAACAAAGUUUGCCAUCAAAAAAGUACAACUACAUGUACAUGUAUGUAGAAAAUAGUACCCAAAGUGAAGGAGAAUUAUGCACAUCUAGCAUUGCAGAUAACAACAUAUGAUAGUGAUCACUACAGACUACUAAAAAUAAAAAGAUGACAUCUAUAUGUACAGACGCAGUCUGUACAUAAAAACUCUUCUUUUCUUUCAAAAUAUAUUGACUGAUGAUACAUGUGAAAGAAAUAGAAAGAAGCUUUUCAUUGUUAUUAUUUUUAUUGAAUAAAUCUUCAAUAAGUUUA
Molecule: messenger RNA, 1967 nt
Organism: Lingula anatina
Lineage: Eukaryota; Metazoa; Brachiopoda; Lingulata; Lingulida; Lingulidae
Molecular function (GO): ubiquitin protein ligase activity
Source: RefSeq, a predicted model, not a curated record